This is a messenger RNA of Cyclospora cayetanensis, 594 nucleotides long. Its product is annotated as ubiquitin-conjugating enzyme E2-23 kDa. Gene Ontology annotation, biological process: ubiquitin-dependent protein catabolic process; protein polyubiquitination. The record is from RefSeq and is a predicted model, not a curated record. NCBI's taxonomy places the organism in Eukaryota, Apicomplexa, Conoidasida, Eucoccidiorida, Eimeriidae. Bases 1 to 594 code for a protein of 197 amino acids. The transcript is spliced from 5 exons. Gene Ontology annotation, molecular function: ubiquitin conjugating enzyme activity. Gene Ontology annotation, cellular component: nucleus.
AUGGCGCAGACACAAAUAUCAUCCUCCCGCAAGCAGUGCGACUUUGCCAAACUGCUGAUGGCUGGAUAUGACUUGGAGCUGAACAACAAAAAUACUCAAGACUUCAACGUCGUCUUUCAUGGGCCUAAGGAGACGAUCUAUGAAGGCGGCGUUUGGCGAGUGCACGUUACGCUGCCAGAUGACUAUCCCUUCUCUUCGCCUUCCAUAGGCUUUUUAAACAAGAUCUUACAUCCAAAUGUUGACGAGGCUUCAGGGUCUGUGUGCCUCGACGUCAUUAACCAAACUUGGACUCCACUAUACAGCCUUGUAAAUGUAUUUGACGUAUUUUUGCCCCAGCUCCUCACUUAUCCAAACCCACAAGAUCCGCUUAACAGCGAAGCCGCAUCCUUGCUUAACAGAGACAAGGCUCAGUAUGAGCAAAAAGUCAAGGAGCAUGUGAUGAAAUAUGCGAGUCGUGACUCAUGGGAGAGGGAGCAAGCGAGAAAGAAAGAAGAUGAGGCACCUCCGCAGCACCAGGAGAGCAGCGAAUCGCAAGCCAGCGAACUGGGCAGAGUAGAUGAGGAUGCAGACGGUGCUGGUAUUGAAGACUUGUAG